AUGGGACAUCGAGAGUUGUACAGAGUCAACAAGCGAAUCAUUUACACCUCACCAUUUACGCCUUACAGCGAGAAUCAGCGAUAUAGUCGAAAAGACGGAAAAAUGUCAUUUGUAGAUAAAAAUCCUUCAGCUAGCGCCCAGGAACGAAGCGUGGCAAGUAUGGAUGAAGCCCAGCUGGCGACAUAUCUGCAACAACUACAAGACGAUAUAUCCAAUUCAAUGCACCAAAAUAGACCAAGAGGAGAUCUUCGAGAAAAGAAACUGUCGUACAAUCAAGUCAUGAAUAUUCUUUAUGAACGACAGCCGGGUCCACGGUUGGAUCCGAUGGACAUACUACCUAACGAGAUUUUAACCGAGAUUCUGGUCAUGUCCUCGGAAGAUCCACCUUUUCACUUCCUGCGACUCACAUUGGUGUCGAGGAAGUGGGGUAACUUCAUGCUGUCCGAGCCGGGCUUGUGGAAUCAUAUCCGCCUAUUCAACUACUGUGAUGAAUCCAUCCUCGUCAUUCUUGGCAACAAUAGAUCCAGAGUAAACACAAUCUCCAUCCGUCCCGGUGUGGACAGCCAAUAUAGUGAUGGCGGUAAAUAUCAUGAAGAUGUGCGGGAAUUUCUGGAUGAUUUAGGCAUCCUUCCAAAUUUGCAACGCCUUACGAUUUCACCCACAAAUAGGGAUGAAAGUUCCUAUGAUCUGCAAGAGCUCUUGAAUAGAUAUCCAUCUUUGAAGUACCUCACAAAAAUGAACGUUAAUAUGGAGACUUUAACCUUCAUCGUCACCGUCCUUCAUCACCUCAAAUGUUUGGAUUACGUCUACAUCAGUUAUGGGAUGAAUAAAAACGAUAUGAUUUCGUUCGAGUCUGCUUUAUCCCCAAAUCUCAAUGUACGCGAGCUGGAUGUAUACAUACACGAAUACGACGUUCCUGGGCUCAACCCGCGCCCCGUGCGGUCAGAGGAGGAGACAACGGAACAAAUAGAUAUGAUAAUCACAAUGCUACUUCAGCUUAUGCCAAGGACCGACGAACUCAGUAUUGGCCUGAGCUUUGAAUGGUCGUCUAUUCCCCUCUUUGGACUUGAAUCGCGCUUCUCCGGGACGAAAUUGUCUCUAAUUUUCUCCAAAGAUUGCAUAGGAGAUCUAGAGGCUAUUUCAAUUCCUUCAUCCACGCUUCAGCU
Molecule: messenger RNA, 1166 nt
Organism: Acaulospora colombiana
Lineage: Eukaryota; Fungi; Glomeromycota; Glomeromycetes; Diversisporales; Acaulosporaceae
Source: the annotation of a GenBank genome assembly